UGUGUACGUUUGUUGCACUGUUGCACUCCUUCACGUCUCGCUGGAUUCGUUGCUGCUUUGCGGUUUUGAGUUCUGGAACUGUACCUGUGCGCACGGUCGGGAGUUUGUGUGAGUUGGGCCUGCCUCUAAGGCAAACUGCCUGAAAAGGCAUUUAAUCAAUCUAAUAGAUCAUUCUGCCGGGUUUUGGAACCUUGCAGGCAGCAAACAUGGCACACUUCAAUGCCAAUGUGCCAUGUGGUCGAGAAGGAUCGAUUUUAACUUUAUACGACUUCCCUGCAGACAUAGAAAUAGGGGACCUUGCAAAUGAAUUUCAAGGUUUUGGUCAGAUCAGAGGCAUUGAAUACAACCCAGCCUUAAACACUUAUGACAUUGAGUUCAGCUCAGUGCGGGAAGCUUUUAUGGCCGAAAAGUAUGUGAUGGCCCCGUUUGUUAACUCCAUGAUGAAUCCAAUGAUGAAUCCUAUGAUGAAUCCGAUGUUGAAUCCCAUGAUGCAAAUGAUGAAUCCUAUGAUGGCAAAUGCAUUACCUGUACAUCGUAAUAGACCACUGCCUAAUAGGGUCUCUAGAGGACCGCCCAGUAACGAGUCCCAGGCCAGUAAACCUCAGGCGAAACUUAGUAUUGUCAGAAGUGUAGAUGGUACUCGUCAAGUCUCAUCUGCCCCUCAAAAUAAUGCAAAUUCAAUUUUCAGUUCUGUCAGCUGUGAAGCUAAGGAUACUGAAGCCACUAGUGAGGAUGGAGUUGUCGUGGAAGUUGGACCAUGUGUUUUAUGCCUCACACGCACUUCCUAUACAUGUGGAAGGUGUGGUGUGCAUUAUUGUUCAAGGGAUUGCCAGAAAAAAAACUGGUCAGAUCAUCAAAGCAAAUGCAACGCUGGCCUGCCUCCAUUGAACUAUGCUGGCAAGAAGCACAUCACAGAGGUGGAGAUAGUUCAGUAUGACGCGGAACAUGGGCGUCUGUCGCCAGUUGUCAAUGCCAGAGGCCCGUCUAGCAGUGACCCAGCUGGAGGUCAAAGGCUUCGAUCCCCGCUGUUGGGAUCAAGGGGUGAACGAAUUUCCAACGUUAAAGUGAAUUCGCGACAAUCUCCUGAAUAUGUCAGGAGAGCAGAGUCCUCAGUAGCUGCUCGCAUUCAGGGAUCUAGUUCUGGUGAUGCUCAGGGUUUAUCCAUGAGGAUGAAUGGGCGAGACAACGGGCCUGUCAAGGAUGACAGUAAUGGUACCGAAUGCAGAUCUGGAAGAAAUGAUACUCAAAAUGGAUUAAAAUCUGCUGACAGACCUGGCAGUGCUGGGAGAAAGCCCAACUAUGACAAUGGUGCAAGGUCUCCUAGGAACAUGAACCAGGCAGGAUCUAAUCGGGAACCAUCCUUUGAAGUGGAAAAACCGAAGUCAUGCGAGAAGCUAACCCCGCUGCGAUCUGAGUCACCAAAGCUUUCUGGUGUUAUGGCUAGACUAUCCAGGUUACCACCUGUUAGCCCUGUUGGUUCGUCGGGAGCUGUGCAAACUGUCUCAUCACCCACCUCCCCUCCCGAUGCGAGAAUUGAAGUUCCUCCGUGUGUUGAAAUCUGCAGUGGUGAUCAGGUGGCCAUUACCUACUUUGAGAAUAACACUGUUUACCUGCGCUCUCUCUCUCCUCAUACUGUUGAGCUGCAGGUUAAAAUGUGCAAAGACUUAAUGGACUACUGUGCACAAGCUGAACCUUUGGGCAGACAACCGAAGAAACAAGAAUUUGUGGCGGCAAAGUUUAGUGCUGAUGAUGCCUACUACAGAGCUGUUGUUGUUGGGAAACCAAACAAGUCUGAAGCCAAGUUUGAUGUAUGCUUUGUAGACUUUGGCAAUGUGGAUAGAGGGGUUCCAAUCAGCAACAUGAUUGCUCUCAGUGAUGCUUUAGCCAAGAUUCCUAUUUUGUGCUCUAAAACAAGUCUCAAGGGAGUACCUAAUGCCAAAUUAACUUCCGAAGCAGAGGAUCUUCUCAAUUCUUACUUUAUUGGAGAGUCACCUCUCAAAGUGAAAUUUACUGGUGAAUUUGGGGAUGGUGUUGAUCUUCUAGAUGAAAAGAGAGGAUUGUCUCUUAACCAAAGUGUUCUGAAUGCUCUUACUCCUGCCCCCGCUCCGGUUGUCUCUCCUCCUGCCCCCGCUCCUGUUGUCUCUCCUCCUGCCCCCGCUCCGGUUGUCUCUCCUCCUGCCCCCGCUCCGGUUGUCUCUCCUCCUGCCCCCGCUCCGGUUGUCUCUCCUCCUGCCCCCGCUCGGGUUGUCUCUCCUCCUGCCCCCGCCCCGGUUGUCUCUCCUCCUGCCCCCGCUCCUGUAGUGUCUCCUCCUGCUCCCGCCCCUGCCCCCGCCCCUGCCCCUGUAGUGUCACCUCCUGCCCCUGCCCCUGCCCCAGUGGUCCCUACCCCUGCUCCGGCAGCCAAAAAAUUCUUGUUGGACAAUAUUGAGUCAGUGAAAUUUCCGCCCAAGGGUACUGUAGCAAAUGUUCUCAUCAACAGUGUUGUUGAUGAUCAGGCAUUAUUGAUGGCUUGCCCUGUUGAUAUGGAUGCUAUUGAAGCUGCUGGAGCGUUGAUGAGUGAACUUGAAGCAUAUGCGGCUACAGUUCAGCCAUUCAGUCCUGAAGCAAAUGAACUGUGUGUUGCCAAGUGGAUAGAUGACGCCUGGUACCGUGCAGUUUGCCUGUAUCCUGAAGACAAUGGCAAAUUUAAUGUCAUGUUCUUGGAAUAUGGAAACAUUGACAGUAUACCUCUAGCAAAUAUUCGUCCAUUUAAAGAAGAGUUUAUGAAAGUUCCUGCACUUUCUUCAAUGUGUGUCCUCUCUGGAGCUGAUUUAACUGAAGAUCAGAUCAAGAAGUUAAAGGCGAUGUACAAAGAUGAGUGGAUAGUGAGUGCCACAGUUGUCGAUGUUGCUGAAGGACCAAUCAUUACAUUAGACAUCCCAGAAAUCCGUCAGAAAUUAUGAGAAAUGUGAUGUUAAUCAAUUUGACUGUUUUCUAACAGUGUUUUUUUUUUUUUUAAAUCUUCCUUUAUUUUUUUACUGUUAAUCAUGCUACAGUAUAUGUGAAAAUCUGUUCUUUCAUUCUUAUGGAAAAUUUUUCUGUAAUUCUAAUUUUAAUUGAUUUUAAUACACAUCUCAUGUUUCAAGAGAUGGUUAAUAAAUUGUGACCGAUCAAUGGC
Molecule: messenger RNA, 3157 nt
Organism: Frankliniella occidentalis (western flower thrips)
Lineage: Eukaryota; Metazoa; Arthropoda; Insecta; Thysanoptera; Thripidae
Exons: 16
Coding region: 207-2942 (911 amino acids)
Biological process (GO): spermatogenesis
Molecular function (GO): nucleic acid binding
Source: RefSeq, a predicted model, not a curated record